AUGGCCGCCGCAACCUCCUCACGACCUACCCCCAAGGAAUGGACCAGAGUUACUAAGGGUGGGAGGAGACUCAGAUACAGUCUGUCUGUAAUCCAAGAGCCAGAACGUGCGCGAGCAUGUGGCUCUGGAGCAAAGUCGUCCGCCGAUAGACGGCCGGUUGAUCCUCCGCCUGUUGUCGAGCUUCGUAUAUUUGAUGACAGCAACAUCGCGAAACCCGGCGAGGAUAUUACCUUCUCCUACGACGCCAAUUUCUUCCUGUUUGCAACUCUGGAGACAGCUCGUCCGAUGGCUCAUGGUCGAAUGCAUCCAUCACCACCACAGAUCCCAGUCCUCACUGGAAUGCCUGUCUCCGGCAUGGCGUAUCUUGAUCGCCCCAACGAAGCAGGCUAUUUCAUAUUCCCGGAUCUCUCUGUCCGCCACGAAGGCAGAUACCAACUGAGCUUCAAUCUUUACGAGGAGACCAAGCAGAAAGACGAUCGUGAUGCGGAACCCGCAAAUGAUCAGAAGGCUAAGAUUCCGGGCCCAGCUGCCCCAGAAUCAUCUUUUGACUGGCGAUUGGAAAUCAAGUCCAACAUGUUCACCGUCUACAGUGCAAAGAAAUUCCUUGGCCUUGCUGAGAGCACAACACUCAGCCGGACUGUCGCAGAACAGGGAUGUAGAGUCCGGAUCAGACGUGAUGUUCGAAUGAGAAGACGUGACAAGGCACCGUCUGAAUAUGGAGAUACGAAUGCCAUUGAGGAUGGUUAUGCUCGUGCAGGUCGCGCUCCUGAGCAGGCCAUCGAUCCAUAUCGUGAGCGAUCGAAUAGUGCUGGCAGUGAUGAGGGGAGAGAACCGCAACGCCGACUCUCUGGAGAGUAUCCACCGCAACCGUACAAUAGUCAAUAUAGCGCCCCUGGAACACCUGUUGGCGGUCAUCCUGCUCCGCCUGGUGGCAAUUUGGGCUGGAUGGGUGGACAUUCUGGGUCGCAAUUCCAAGCACCGCCUGGUCCUGGUCCUGGUCCACCACAAACCCAAUUUCCUCAACCAGCACCACCUCAUCCCGCACCACAAUUAUACCAGACGGCACCGAAUCCUUAUCCCCAACCCGUCCCUCAGUAUCGUCCUGCACCUCCACCUCCACCUCCAAGUGGAUACUCACACGAACGUCCGUACCCUCAAUCUGCUCAUCCUACCAAUCCACCACGUGAGCAACGUGAUCCCUUUGAGUCCGACCCAUUCAGGAGAGCCUCGGCCCCCUUCCCAUCUUCCAACCCUCUGCACGGCGCCCCAUAUCCCACAUCCGAGGCUAGUUACAACCGACCUCUCUAUCACCCCUAUGCUCGAGAUAACAGCCCUCCUCCGUCCCUGCCGCCUUUGAAGUCAAUGCCUUCUGCUUCUCCACCGGCACCUCUUUCAUCCAUCCGUACUAUUGCUCCAUCGCUUCAAAGUCCUGGAUUUGAUCGCGGCUUGGACCGUUCAGGUCCCUACAAUCAAUACCAGGCUGCUCCAGCACCUCCAGAUGCCACCCAGACUAGAAAACGAGUAUAUGAUGCGGUUUUCGACUCUUCGGAGAACAACAAACCGUUUUACAAUGGGAUGCGGCCUAGCACAACUUACCAUGAAGCGUUUGAUGACGAUGAGGACAACCAACCAAAAUUGGAAUACAAGCGUGCCGACGGGACAGGUCGUCAUCGUGAGCCUCCUCGUGUUCUCAUAUAA
This is a messenger RNA of Lachnellula hyalina, 1698 nucleotides long. RefSeq names its product Developmental and secondary metabolism regulator (gene VEL1). Lineage: Eukaryota; Fungi; Ascomycota; Leotiomycetes; Helotiales; Lachnaceae. Bases 1 to 1698 code for a protein of 565 amino acids. The record is from RefSeq and is a predicted model, not a curated record. The transcript is spliced from 2 exons.